GGAGGAGCAGGAGCAAGACAUGAGCCUGGAAAGCUUUCUGAAGUGGGCAGCAGACCUUGGAAUUUCAGACUCAGCGGGAACUGUCCCUUAUACCUGUCUGGGACAUUCUCUCUCCCUCUCCUACUUUCCUCACGCCGGCGGGGGUAGGGGAAGGUGAAGUUAUUAGAGGGAGAAAUUCUUGAUACUCAAAUGGGUCUAUCCUAUUUUUCCUGCAUAUGUUAAUGGGAAUGCUGCAGUAGAGGUUUGGGUGCUGUGCGUGAUCUUAGAAAGGGAGAGCUAAUUCUAAGAGUUCCAAAAUCCGCUUUGAUGACCAGGGAAAGCUUGUUGAAGGAUCACAAGCUCUCUCUUGCUGUUAAUAAGCACCCUUCUCUCUCCUCUAUCCAGAUAUUGACUGUGUGUUUAUUAUAUGAAAUGGGUAAAGGAAAGAGUUCAUGGUGGUAUCCUUACCUGAUGCACUUGCCGCGCGGUUAUGACAUUUUAGCAACUUUUGGUGAAUUCGAGAAGCAAGCUUUCCAAGUUGCUGAUGCUAUCUGGGCCGCAGAAAAGGCCAUACUAAAGGCUAAAUUAGAAUGGAAAGAAGCUAAUCAACUGAUGGAAGAACUUAAGCUUAAGCCUCAACUUCUGACUUUUAGGGCUUGGCUCUGGGCUGCUUCAACUAUAUCCUCACGUACGUUGCAUAUACCAUGGGAUGAAGCGGGAUGUUUAUGUGCUGUGGGAGACUUAUUUAAUUAUGCUGCACCAGGAGAGGAAACAGUUUGUUCUGAAGAAGUAGACAGUUGGAUGAGUGCCCCAUCCUUUCAGGUCUCUUCUCUGUCGAAUGGGGACUGUACACAGACUUUGAGCAUGGAGCAAUUUGAUGCUCAUGAUCAGAGGUUAACUGAUGGCGGGUAUCAGGAGGAUGUUGCUGCAUAUUGCUUCUAUGCUCGGCAAAAUUAUACAAAAGGAGAGCAGGUGCUUUUAUGCUAUGGGACAUACACGAAUUUGGAGCUUCUUGAACACUACGGGUUUCUACUAAACGAAAAUUCAAACGACAAAGUUUUUAUUCCCUUGGAACCUGAAAUUUAUUCCUCCAGUUCAUGGCCAAAGGAGUCGUUGCAUAUUCAUCAAAAUGGAAGGCCAUCCUUUUCCCUAUUGUCGGCUCUGCGAUUAUGGGCAACCCCAUCAAACAAGCGGAGAUCUGUAGGACACCUUGCUUAUUCAGGUUCUCAACUCUCAACAGAUAAUGAGGUGCAUGUUAUGAAAUGGAUAUCAAAGAAAUGCAAUGCCAUUUUGAAGAAUUUGCCAACAUCAAUCGAAGAAGACAGUUUGCUACUAAGUUCCUUUGACGAAAUCCAAGAUCUCCAUACCAUUUUGGAGCUCGAGAAGGUGUUGUCGGCUUCUAGGGAGAUUUGGGCAUUCUUAGAAGCCAAUAAUUUGCAAAAUGUAGAUAGUGAUAGUAACUUACUUCUCUCCAGGAAAAUUAGAAGGUCUAUCGACAGAUGGAAAUUGGCUAUCCAGUGGAGGCUCAGAUACAAGAAAAUCCUUCUUGAGUGCAUUUCUUAUUGCACUGAAAUAAAAGAUUCUCUCCUCAGAAAUAUUUAGCUUUGAGAAUUGAACGAGGCCUAGUUUAAUGCUCUCUCUCUGUGUAACCGUAGAAUGCCCAGAUAAAUCUGCCACCUGGGUUUGAUGGUGAAAAGCAGAAACUGAAACUGAAAGAUAAUAAUGUUGUUCAUUUUGUGGUUUUGUAACUUCUCAAAACCGCAAAGCUCAAA
Messenger RNA from Alnus glutinosa, 1751 nucleotides. Its product is annotated as protein SET DOMAIN GROUP 40. NCBI's taxonomy places the organism in Eukaryota, Viridiplantae, Streptophyta, Magnoliopsida, Fagales, Betulaceae. The transcript is spliced from 6 exons. Gene Ontology annotation, molecular function: protein binding; protein-lysine N-methyltransferase activity. The record is from RefSeq and is a predicted model, not a curated record. Bases 307 to 1581 code for a protein of 424 amino acids. Gene Ontology annotation, biological process: peptidyl-lysine monomethylation.